CCCAAUCCUAGCUAGUUCACUCUCACAAACCAAACUCCACCACCAUUGGCCAUGACCACAGCCUCCUCUACUCUCUCUUCCCUCUCCUCCCUCUCCCUCCACGCCUCUCCACGCCUCUCUCUCCUCCCUUUCACCUCCGCAAACACUUCAUCCCUAGCCAAACUCAAGUCACCCAUCUCUCUUUUCAUCUCUUCCUCUCCACGCCUCACCUCUAUUACAUGCAAUAAUGCCGAACUGCCCGAGGUAGAGACCACCUUCUUCGACAACGACGACCCCGAGUACGAGGCCGUCUUCGAGCCCCCUGAGGCCCCGGAAGGCUUCGUCCCCCCGCCCUCCUUCGACGACGAGUCGUCGGAGACGGAGGAUGAAAUAGCCGCGGCCUACGAGGAGCUCUACGGCCCGGCCUAUAGCGGCAUCACCGUUCUCGGGAACGACAUCCAUGUGAUGGACUCCAAGGUGAAGAAGCUGGGAGCUUUUGGGAAGCUGAAGAAGGAGAAGAUCAGAGAUGGGUUUGAGGAGAGAGUGGUUCAGGUGAGGAGGGUCACCAAGGUUGUGAAAGGAGGGAAGCAGUUGCAUUUUAGGGCUAUAGUGGUGGUGGGUGACAAGCAAGGCAAUGUGGGUGUUGGUGUUGGCAAGGCCAAGGAGGUCGUUGGAGCGGUUCAGAAGUCUGCUGUCAAUGCUAGGAGGAACAUCAUCACUGUGCCCAUGACUAAGUACUUAACAUUUCCUCACAGAUCUGAGGGAGAUUAUGGAGCAGCCAAAGUGAUGCUUAGACCUGCUUCUCCUGGUACUGGAGUUAUUGCUGGAGGGUCCGUGAGAAUUGUUCUAGAAAUGGCAGGUGUUGAGAAUGCUCUAGGAAAGCAACUUGGAAGUAAGAACGCUCUCAACAAUGCCAGAGCCACCGUAGUUGCAGUACAGAAGAUGAGACAGUUCCGUGAAGUCGCACUUGACCGUGGGAUUCCAAUGGAAGAGCUCUGGAAAUGAUAUAGUAGCAAAACCUGUAUUGCAUUGUAGAUUUAUAUUUCACUUCGGAAUUCUUGUAGUGCAGGCUUCUGGUCUUGUAAGAGUAGCCCCUCCCUCUUUUGUUAAUCUGUUUUCCAUCACAAGGGCGUCCUAGCCUUAUCAUCUUCCCUUGGGAUUACAAGAAUUUAAUCUGUCACCAAUUAUUUGUUAUGAAACAAGCUUACCGAGA
Argentina anserina (silverweed cinquefoil) is the source of this 1192-nucleotide messenger RNA. RefSeq names its product 30S ribosomal protein S5, chloroplastic. Lineage: Eukaryota; Viridiplantae; Streptophyta; Magnoliopsida; Rosales; Rosaceae. The record is from RefSeq and is a predicted model, not a curated record. Gene Ontology annotation, biological process: translation. Gene Ontology annotation, molecular function: RNA binding; structural constituent of ribosome. The transcript has 2 exons. The coding region runs from base 52 to 984 and encodes 310 amino acids. Gene Ontology annotation, cellular component: mitochondrial small ribosomal subunit; ribosome.